UUCUUCCCUCUCCUCCAGAGCCCCAGCAUCCUCCCCGGCAUCCAGAGCUCCGGCAUCCUCCAGAGCUCCGGCAUCCUCCGGCAGCGCCGAUGCUGAGCACGGAAAGUUUCGCUGGGGCGAGAGCCCUGGGCGAGGAAUCACUGCAGAUGUGGGACCUCAACAAGCGGCUGGAGGCCUACCUGGCCCGCGUGAAGUUCCUGGAGGAGGAGAACGAGGUGCUGCGAGCCGAAAUCCAGAGUGCCAAGGGCAGCCCCGCGGGGGACUCGUGGAGGGCGAAGUAUGAAGAGGAGCUGCGGACCCUGCGGGAUGCGCUGGAUCAUGCCUUCAGGGAGAAGUGCACAGCCGAGCUGGCCAGGGACAACCUUUACGAGGAGGUCCAGCAGGUGAAAAGCAGGUGCCAGAAGGAGCAGGCGGCCCGAGAAGAAGCCAAGAAGCAGCUAUCCCUGAGCAGGAAGGAGCUGGAGGAGGAGAGGCGAGCGCAGAUCUGGCUGAAGGAGAGAGCCGUGCAGCUGGAGAAGGAGGUGGAAGCCUUGCUGGAGGUGCACGAGGAGGAGAAAGCGGGGCUGGACCAGGAGAUCGCAAACUUCUCGCAGAGCCUGGAGACCUUCCGCUGCGCGCCGGUGGCUUUCCAGCCAGUGGAGGUGGAGGACUACUCCAAGAGGCUCUCGGAGAUCUGGAAAGGGGCGGUGGAGACCUACAAGACAGAGGUGUCACAGCUGGAGGGUUCCCUCUGCCAGGCCAAGGAGAACCUCUGGAAGGCUGUGGAGGACAACCAGCAGAGCCAGCUGCAGCUCCAGCACCUGGAGAAGGACCUGGCGGGGCUCAAAGCACGGAAGGAGAUGCUGGAGGAGAGCCUGGCCCGGCAGUGGCAGGAGCAGCGCGGGGAGGCAGAGAAAUUUCAGCUGGCAAUGGAGGCCCUGGAGCAGGAGAAGCAGACCCUGCGGGUGCAGAUCGCCCAGGUGCUGGAGGACAGGCAGCAGCUCAUGCACCUCAAGAUGUCCCUCAGCCUGGAAGUGGCGACCUACAGGACGCUGCUGGAAGCGGAGAGCACCCGCUUGCAAAUGCCAGCUGGGGAAUACAAGCUGGCCAACGGCUUGCGAGAUCUCAAGCUGGAGGUGGGCAGCAGCAGCAAGCUGGCACCGGUGAGCAUCGAGGCCAGGCGGCUGCUGCCCUGGGACCACCAUGCCAGCCCCUCCAUCUUCCCCAGGGCAGAGGGGAGGGGGCCGACAGCAAAAGCCCAAAGUGACCCCCUGACACCCAAAAGCCAGAGCCCCGGUGCCAGGGAGCUCCAGAAAAUCAGCUCAGUCCUCCAUGCCACGGCACCACCGGCUGCCAGCAUGGCCAGGGAGCCGGGUGGUCCCAGCUGCCCCACGCCGAGCCCCUCACAGCCUGGCAAAGCUGCCCCUCCUCUCUCCCCGGAACCCCCCAGCCCUGUGCCGCCAGAGCCAGGGAGCCCAGGGGGAGAGGGUCCCGCCUGGCCGGGGGGAGCCAGGGGUGAGAUGGGCCAAGGGAAGGAGCAUCCUCUGCCUGGAGCCAUGGUGGAGACCCACGAUGCCAGCGUCGAGCCCCCGGGAGCAGCAGCCCCCCCCAGCCUGCAGUUCCCAGCCCAGCUGGUCAGCGAGGCGCUGGAGGAUGCUCUCAAGGAAAUGAAAGACGAUGCUCAGCCCAAAGAAGAGCCCACGCUCAGCGCCACAUGGGCCCCCCGCGCCACCCAUGCCCCUAGCCCCAUUCCCCCCAUCGAUGCCUGCAAAGGGGCUGUCACAGAGGGGGUCAGGGAAGAGCAAGACCCCUCCGAGGGUGCCUGGGAUGACGAAGCCCCCGAAGCAGAGGAGAGGGCUGGGGAAGCCGUGCUCCAGGGGCUGGCUGUGGAGAGCAGAACCCUGCGGGAUGGAGCCACGUCCCCACCAGGACCACAUCCCUGUGGCACAGCUGCUUGCCUAAGCGCUGCGGUGAGCCGGGAAGAGAUGGGAGCAUGGGAGGAGGAGAUGCCCACUGCACUGAGCCCGAGGGAACCCGAGACAGUGGCCCACGAAGAGGCCAUGAGUGGCCCUGGACAGAUGGGGACCAGCUGGGAAGAGCGAGAGAGAGGGGAGGAUGAGGCAGAGGCCCCAAGCAUGGAGGCAUCGCACCUCUCGGAGGAUGAGAAGGAGAGGGGACCCCACAGCCCCCGCGGGGAGGAAGGUGAUUUCCAGGAUGAAAGAAUGGAUGCACAAGAAGGCGAGUCCCCCCAAAGGGAAGCUGAAGCUGCUCAAGCUGUCCUCAUGGAAAGCCACCCAGUUUUGCCCACGGAAAGUCACCUGGAAGAGGACCUUGUUGAUGGAGAGCAGGAGAAGUUUGAAUAUCGGGAAAUACCCGUGUGCGAGAUGGAUCUGGCUGCAGAGGAGGAAAGGGGGCUGGAAAUGCACCCAGGGCAGGAGACGUGCCCAGAGCAGGAGCCCUCGAGCAUCCCUGAGGCCAUCCCAGCAGAAGAGGCUUUAUUGGGGGCUGAAGAAAAUGCUGUGGAGAGGGAGGACCCAGGCAGAGCUAAAGAUGGUGAGGGAGAAAAGGGAAAGGCCGGUGGGGAGCCGCUGGGAGGAGAAGACCCCUGGGCAGGGGAGGCUGUGGGACCCGAAACCCUGGGACAGGAGAGUGGAGCCCAGGAGGAGCCCAGGGACCUGCAGGAAAAUGGCUUUGCAGGAGAGGUGCAGGAGCAGGAGCCGGAGCUGGAGCCAGGAGAGGAGCCCUGGGGCGGGGAGGGUGAUGGCAACGGCCAAAAAGCCCAUGCGGAGGACUGGGAGGUGACAGCAGAGGACACAGAGGGGACUCUAGGGACAGAAGAGCCAGCCUGGGCAGAUGACACCCCGACAAGUGCAGGAGGGCUGGAGAGUGAAGAGAGAGAUGGCACGUCGCCAGCAGAGCUGGAGGAAACCCAGGAAGAUGAUGAAGAAGAUGCUGAGAGCCAGGGGAUGAGCCAGCAGCAGCCGCCGCCGGAGGCUGAGCCAGCCCCAGAGCUGGCAAGGGCUGAGCAGGAUGGGACCGCGGGGCAGCCUGCCCAGGCACCCGCAGAUGCCCCCUGGCACGGGGACAGCCGGGAGGCAACCGAAGCUCCGGAGGAGCCAUGGGAGGUGCAGGAUGAAGAUGCUGAUGAUGAGCUCGGCUCAGAGCCGGGACAGCCAGAGAGCAGCAGCACCGGCCUUGUGGCACUUCAGCCGGUGCCAGGUACCAGCAGGGAGAGCAGCGAGUUGGCGGAGGAGGAUGCUGAGCGCUCGGAAGAGCUGGACCCAGCAUCUGGGAUGGGCAGGAGGAUGGAGCUGGAGGCCACGCUGCCCGACAGCACGCCCUUGGACCUCUCCGAAGGGGAGAUGCUGGCCGCGGGCGCACCCAGCCAAAACCCUGCGGAGACUGAGGAGCCCACAGAGGCAGCCCCUGCCUCUGGAACAGCUCCGGAGGAGGAAGGGUGGCUGGAAAGGAGGGACAAGCCACCAACUCCCACCAUGCCUGAGAGCCAGGAGGAGGAGGCAGGGACAGAGGCAGCCCCUGCGGCAGAGGGUGUUGAGGAGGAGGAAGGUUAUUUCAUGGUCUCUGCUCCCAACCAAGAGGUGUCCAGCUCGGAGGAGGCUGAGAUCUCCGAGGACUUUGAAGAAAUCAAAGUUGAAGCAACCGAAGCCAGCAAAGAUGAGCUGGAAGCUCCGGGAGAAGCAUCUCCGGUGCCAGAGGAUGAAGGGCACUUCGAGGCGUUUGUUGGUGAAGCAGAGGAAGACCUGAAGAUGCCCACAGAAGAACCUGAGAUGCCAAAGGAUGAGGAUGAGGAUGAUGCUGGAGGUUUUACUGCUGAGCUGGAGGAAGACCCGGCUGUGCUUGAAGCAGAUCCCGGCUCCCCCGGGGCUGCAGGGCAAUUAGCAGGUGGCACUGAUGAGCCAGCCCAGGGUGCCACGGGCACCGGCGCGGGUGAGGGACCGGCACGCUUGGAGGGUUUGGCUGCUGAAUCGGACGAGGAGAUUCCGCUCGCUCUGGAGAGCGAUGCCGGCAGCACCAAAAUGCUCCCUGGCUGCAACCUGGGGCUGGUGGGGCAGGAGGAGGAGGAGGAGGAGGAGGAGGAGGAGGAGGAGGAGGAGGAGGAGGAGGACCCCGGCACAGCUCCCCAUGACACGGCUGUGCCCAUCCCCCCAGCACUCCAGACCCCCACAAUGCCCGUUUCUUUGCAGCCUGACCAAGCAGAGCAGACAUCGGAUGAGCAGCCACCUGCGGAGGAGGAAGCACUGGAGGGUGACAACCCUUCCCCAGCCGGGGAUGAGGAGCCCCCCGAAGCCGACCCACCUCGGCCGGGCUCCCCACCGGAGCAGGGAGGUUUUCCAGAGAUGAUUAAAGAAAGCCUGAGCGCGGCUGAUCUCUCUGCAAAGGUGUCGGCAGACGUCAUGAAAGACUCGGAUAUAUUGGAAAUAGUCGAGCAAGCCCUGGAGUUCAACCAGGAGCUGGUGAUGGGAGUGAGGGCGGCUGAGGGUGGGCAACGGGAUCCCGGCGGGACUGAGCUCCCCCGGGACACUGGGGAAGACUCCUCGCCUGCCUCGUCCAGUGAGGAGGAGCCGACGGUGCAGGAGGCACCGGCAGAUGCGGCAAUGGCAACAGAGGGUCCGGUUCGGGCUGAGAACGGGCUGCACCGGGAGGCCAGCCUGGAGGAUCUGACUGAAUUCACCGAGGAGGUGCUGAACGGCAUCACCGAUGCCCCACCGGCACAGGAGUUCCCCACCGAGACCGCAGACCCCACCGCGGUGAUGCCACUACAGCCCUCAGCUCCUGGAGAUGUCACCCCCGCCACCAAGCUGGCCGAUGCCACCCCGCGUGGCAAGCACGGCGGAGCCGACACCGGCCCCGUACCGUCCGCUUUGGGGGGGGACGUCUUGUGCCUUGCACCCGACCAGCCGCCAGCGUGCCGGCUGAGAGCUGAGCAGGAGCCCUGGUCCUCAGGGGACGAGUGAUGGUGGCCAGGGGGGGACCCCUCCGGUAGCCCCCUCCCUGCCAAAACCCAGCCCCCUCACUUUACCCACCCACCCACCUAAAGCUUCUCCAUCUCUUUAUGAUUUUUUUUAACACCUUUGUGUGGAUUUUUUGCACCCCUUGUCAGAGUGAAGAACCACCAAGCUCAGUUCCCUGCCCAGCCCCCCCAAAUUCGCAUGCUUGCUCCGGGACCCCAGCCUCAUUUUCUGCCCCCUCUGGGUGGGUUGCCGCGGCUGUAUUUAAUUUAAACCCCAUAUUUCCCCCUUCCUUGCAAUCUCCCCCCCUUCAACCCCCCAGCACACCUGCCCCAGGAAGCCCAGCUGGAAGCUGGGGACCCCCACAGGCUGUACCCCCAGACCCAGCGCCUCGGGGUGAGGGCACCCCCGGGGUCCCCUGCCCCCACCUGCCGACACUCGUGGGGCUGACCCAUGCCAGAUGUAUUCGCUGCCUUGACGUUAAUUUAAUAAAGCCUCGUCCUCCC
Messenger RNA from Falco peregrinus (peregrine falcon), 5455 nucleotides. It is a transcript of the gene NES, whose product is annotated as nestin. Gene Ontology annotation, molecular function: intermediate filament binding; CCR5 chemokine receptor binding. Bases 90 to 4955 code for a protein of 1621 amino acids. Gene Ontology annotation, cellular component: intermediate filament. The record is from RefSeq and is a predicted model, not a curated record. Gene Ontology annotation, biological process: positive regulation of intermediate filament depolymerization. The transcript is spliced from 4 exons. NCBI's taxonomy places the organism in Eukaryota, Metazoa, Chordata, Aves, Falconiformes, Falconidae.